Molecule: messenger RNA, 600 nt
Organism: Morchella sextelata
Lineage: Eukaryota; Fungi; Ascomycota; Pezizomycetes; Pezizales; Morchellaceae
Exons: 2
Coding region: 1-600 (199 amino acids)
Source: RefSeq, a predicted model, not a curated record
AUGGUAGAAACCACAAUCAACCCGCUCGCCUUCCAGCGAGAGAAGCCCAUAACCCUCAACGAAAUCCUCCGCGGCACCCUCGUCGACGAACUCCACGCCCUCUUCUACCACAUCCACAUCUCCCUCAAUCACCUCUCCGGCCGCUUCGAACUCUUCCAAGCCUCGCACCGCUACUUCGACGACCUCCGCUACCUGCAAGGCACGCUGCACCAGUGCUACCAGGAGCUGCGCAAGGCGCCCCUCGCCGCCUACAAACUGCUUCCGUUCCGUCGGCGCGCCACGGAGCUGCUGAUGCUGCUCCCAAGGCUGGUGUAUCUCUUCCAGUGGUCUGAGAAGACGGUUGUACACCUACGGCCAGUGCAGCUAAGGGCGGAGGUGGAGGAGCCGUUUAUGACGUUCUGGCAUGGCAUGAGGGAUGGGUUCUUGCCGCUGAGGGGCACGCUGGAGGCGGUGACGCAUAUGUAUGUGCUCAUUUGGGAUGAGCUGUCGUUUCAGGAGUGGUAUGAGCUGGAGAAGGUGUGGGAGGCUUGUCACCAGCAAUGUUUGAGACCACUGGAGAGUGGAUUACAAGAACUUGACAACUCAGCUAUGGGCUCGUGA